Molecule: messenger RNA, 1667 nt
Organism: Fimicolochytrium jonesii
Lineage: Eukaryota; Fungi; Chytridiomycota; Chytridiomycetes; Spizellomycetales; Powellomycetaceae
Exons: 7
Coding region: 183-1541 (452 amino acids)
Biological process (GO): signal transduction
Molecular function (GO): 3',5'-cyclic-nucleotide phosphodiesterase activity
Source: RefSeq, a predicted model, not a curated record
CUACACCUCGCGAAGAAGUGUUAACGAUCCCAACAAGCAGCCCAAUUCCAUUGCACCAUAGAAGUGGAUCUCCGACCGCUGCGGAUGGGUCAAGAAGCUUUCCUCGAGCCGGCACACCCGGUGCACCUGAAGAUGAAGGAUUCCACACAUCAUCAAAAACAUCUCACAACGGGGUGAUCCCCAUGCUUCCAACCAUCUCGUCAAUGGAGGUUGUGAAGAUCGAAGAGUACUUGAAUCUCUGGUACAGAUCAUGGAACUUCGACAUGUUCAACUUCGCAGAGCUCACAAACGGGCACCCAUUACUAUACUCCGGUGUGCAUCUUUUGGAAAACAAUGAGGCUUUGCAGUGCCUCCAGCUGAAUCCACAGACGUUCAGACACUGGCUGCUGCUGAUGGAGUCACAAUAUCAUUCACAUCCAUAUCACAACGCGGCACAUGCAGCGGACGUCCUGCAUGCUAUCAAUCAACUGCUGCUAGAUGAUCAACUGAAGACCCAAUAUACCCCGAUUGAAGCUUUUGCCCUAAUGUUGGGGGCCAUUGGACACGACAUAGAUCACCCGGGAUACAAUAAUGCUUUUCUCGUCAAAAGUCGACAUCCUUGGGCUAUACUAUACUGCGAUACAAGUGUUCUAGAGCUACAUCAUUGCGCGCACCUUUUCACCAUGACUCUCGGCUCCCAGUGUGACAUUUUCGCCGAGUUCUGUGCGGAAGAAUACGAUGAGAUUCGAAAACUUGUCAUCAAACUGAUCUUGGCAACUGACAUGGGAAAGCAUUUUGAGUAUAUCAACAAGUUCAAGUCGAGGAUAUCAACCGGAACACUGACGUUCGGCAUGGAACUCAAUCCGGAUAACAAGGUUGCGGUGGCAGAAAUCGCCAUGAAAUGCUCGGACUUAUGCAACCCUACGAAAAUAUUCCCACUCUCUAAAAAGUGGACCGACGCUGUCAUGGAAGAGUUUUAUCUCCAGGGUGACCGCGAACGGGAGCUGGGGUUGCCGGUCUCGCAGUUCAUGGACCGCAACAAUACCAACGUUCCCAAAUGCCAGAUUGGUUUCAUAGAUUUCCUGGUUGCACCGCUGUUCGACAGCUGGAACACUUUCCGCAAUCACGACGAUAAGACGACAAGGCUUAUCGUGGAGCUCGGGAAGAACCGUGGAUCAUGGGCAGCAUUGGCAGCCCAUCAUACACCUCAGAGCUCUGUAUUUGGGCAGUCGCAGUCGCGAUUCACGGCAAGUCGUCAGCAGCUUCCUAGCACUCCGAGCAUACCAAAUCCUCCUAGUAUGCAGGGGAGCGGAAGCAUCAAUCAGGCAGACCUGCCGCCACAGAGGUCGAACAUCUUGGGAUUAGGAUCGAAACGCAACAGUGUGGUGGUUGAUAUCCCAACUGGCAUACCGUCCAUGUCGCGAGCCGGAUCGCAAUUUGCAUCUUUGGCUCGGCGGAUGUCGUCGUUCGAACUCUUGACCUCACGGUCGGAAGGCAUAAAGGACAACGGACCCUUGCUGAUAGAGCCCACUGACGUGAAAGUUGGCGGCGAUGCCGUUUGAUUGGCAUCUCCCAAGUCCAUUUUUGGAGGUUACCUUGCAUUUACACUCGCCUUUCAGAUGCUCUUGUAAAUAUGUGGCUAUCAUAAAUAUGUAUAUUGCGCUCAGACGAGGAAAAAACGAAACGAG